AAACAAAAAAAAAAAAAAAAAUGUCGUGCCCAGCAGGAUAUACUUUUGAUUAUGCCCAACGUCCCAAACGUUUGCAUGAAGCAGAAAUCCCACUAGAGCGACAACGUUAUUUAGGUCGACAGAUUGCCUGGACCAAGAACCAUGUCUCCGCAAGUCGCUUAGACGAUCUUCGUUAUAUUGGUGAUGAUCUCGGUGAUGAGGCAUAUAUAGCUCUCAAAUUGAAGCCAGGCGAGGAUGCACUGCAAAAGUUGCUCGAAUACACAUCCCGCCCAGAGAGUGAACAAGAAAGUUCUGCGCCCCGUCGGCUAUUGCAGCAAUGUAUGGAGGUGCCUGAAUGGGUCGACUGGGAAAAAAUGAAACGUGGUCAAGAGGUCGUCAUGCGUUACUUCUUGUAUAUGGCUCAUAUCAUGGUCCACUUCUCGUUGACGUAUAGUUUUACAGCACCCAAAACUAGCAAGGUCUUAGUUUCAACCGGAUAUCUAUCCGGUGCAAAGACACGCAUUCGCGUUUUCGAGACCGCUAUUUUUGUCUUGGAAUCAAUCACUUCACUCGAGAAUCUUCAACCAGGUACUGGUUGUGCCUGGAAAUCCUAUAUCCAAGUCCGCUUCUUGCAUUCCGCUGUUCGAACCCGUCUCGUACGAAUGAGCAAGGCCCACUCCAAGUUCUAUAAUGUAGAGGAAUGUGGUGUGCCUAUCAACCAAGAGGAUUACCUGGCCACCUUGAUGUCGCUCUCGGUCUCAAUUUGGCAGGUCAUGGAGACCCGCAUGGGUGUUCAUAUGAACCAGGAAGAGAAGUCUGAUUUACUGCAUCUCUGGCGAUACAUUGGCCAUUAUGUCGGUGUUGAGGAUGUCCUCAACGCGACCGCGGACCCUGUAGUGGCAGAUGCGGUUUCAGAGUCUAUUGCGAUGCAUUUGCUCGAACCAAAUCCCGAGGGCGGCAAAGUCGUGGAUUCCUUAUUCAAAAACAUGUCCACAACCUUCAUUGGCCCCCGAACCGUCUCAAAAUCGUAUCGUCCUUCCCGCUAUAGGAUGCACAUGGCAUUGGCAGAACAACUGUUAGGCUCUGAAGUUUGGGAUCUCUGUGAACUUCCUCGUAUCACACCUCUCUAUAAAUUUGUUCGCUUGUCGGUCUCAUACUACAUGAGGCUAGAUCUUUGGAUGGCUAGGAAAUCAGACUGGUACUUCCGUACUCGAAGUGCCCUUGUGCAUUACAAGGUCAUACAGCGAAUCUCGGGUCGUCUCGGCCAUUCCCCCGAUAACUAUCGUCUGAAGGAACUGCCAGUUGAUGGUGGAAACUACACAGUCGCCUCUCACAGAGGAUUCUUCGCUUCCUUGUUGCCAUCCUCUAUCACAUCUACACCUGUUGUAACAUCUAUUGUGACCUCUGUUGGAAACCUACAGUUUAAACAAAGCACCAGCAGUAGCAAAAUCAUGUCCAUGUUCUUGACUACCGUCGCUUCCGCGGCUGUGUGUGUCGGCAUUGCCAUGGCCAAACGUUCAUGAUUUGUUUCAAAGAAAUAAUCAUCAUAAUAGUAAUAACAUUAAUGGGAAAAAGGGCACGCCAGAGUGCCUAAUAGACAUCUCAUUGUAAAUAUAAUUCAUACAUUAAAACAGUUUUGUACAUUA
Molecule: messenger RNA, 1625 nt
Organism: Lobosporangium transversale
Lineage: Eukaryota; Fungi; Mortierellomycota; Mortierellomycetes; Mortierellales; Mortierellaceae
Exons: 2
Coding region: 21-1502 (493 amino acids)
Molecular function (GO): oxidoreductase activity
Source: RefSeq, a predicted model, not a curated record